This is a messenger RNA of Plectropomus leopardus (leopard coralgrouper), 3427 nucleotides long. It is a transcript of the gene tbl3, whose product is annotated as transducin beta like 3. Gene Ontology annotation, biological process: endonucleolytic cleavage to generate mature 5'-end of SSU-rRNA from (SSU-rRNA, 5.8S rRNA, LSU-rRNA); endonucleolytic cleavage in 5'-ETS of tricistronic rRNA transcript (SSU-rRNA, 5.8S rRNA, LSU-rRNA). Gene Ontology annotation, molecular function: U3 snoRNA binding; protein binding. Lineage: Eukaryota; Metazoa; Chordata; Actinopteri; Perciformes; Serranidae. Gene Ontology annotation, cellular component: 90S preribosome; small-subunit processome; nucleolus. The record is from RefSeq and is a predicted model, not a curated record.
GGUAUCAACAUGCGGGAUGGAUGUGUUGAUUGUAGGCAACGUGUGUAUUGAGAAAUAAGUCAUUUACAUCACCACAGCUGCCAUAUUAUUUAAGUUUUGGCAUUUUUCGUGAGCAAGAUGGCAAACACUAACCUUCAGUUCAAAACAAAUUAUGUCGUUGAGAGCAAGAUUGAGCCGUUUUACAAAGGAGGAAAAGUGCAGAUCAGCAAAGAUGAAAAGUACAUCUUUUGCUCUUGUGGAUCUCGUGUCAAUGUUUUGGAGAUCAGCACCGGGAAGAUCGUCCACUGUGUUGAGCAUGAUGAUCAAGAGGACAUCACAUCUUUCGCUCUCAGCUGCGAUGAUGAGAUGCUGGUAACAGCCAGCAGAGCUCUGCUGCUGAAGCAGUGGGACUGGCAGCAGGCUCAGUGCACUCGCUCCUGGAGGGCCAUUCACACUGUUCCUGUAGCCAGUAUGACCUUUGACUCCACCUCCACGCUCCUGGCCACAGGUGGCUGUGAUGGAACUAUAAAGCUCUGGGAUGUGGUGAAGCAGUACUGCACCCACAACCUGAAAGGUUCAUCUGGUGUUGUGCACCUGGUCCAGUUCCACCCAGACAUCAGCAGGCUGCAGCUCUUCUCAUCCUCUCUGGACUGUGGCAUCCGUCUGUGGGACCUGCGCUCCAGCCAGUGUGUGUGCGUGCUGCAGAGUCACUACAGCGCCGUCACCUCACUCAGCUUCAGCCCCGAUGGCGGCACCAUGGUCAGUUCUGGCAGAGACAAGAUCUGUACAGUGUGGGACCUGAAGGCUCAGAAAGCCAAGAGGACUGUGCCGGUCUAUGAGGCUGUGGAGGGCGUUGCGCUUCUGCCUGAGAACGAGGACUUGUCUCCGAUUGGAGUGAAGAGGAAAGACUUACAUUUCGUCACAGCUGGCAGCAAAGGUAUACUGCGAGUGUGGGAGGCCAGCACGGCACGGUGCGUCUACACCCAGACCCUCCCCUCCACCCACAGUGCUGUCUCUGAGGAGGAAGACAAGGACGACGACCCCCGCAGUCUGACGUACCUCCUCCACCUGCCCGCCUCCUCCAGACUGGCCACAGUCACAGCAGAACACAACAUCGUGCUUUACCAGCUGCCUGGUCUCACCACACAGCAGCAGUUCGUGGGCUACAAUGACGAAGUGCUGGACGUGAAGUUUUUGGGUAAAGGCGACAGCCACAUCGUGGUGGCCACCAACAGCUGCCAGCUGAAGGUGUUUGAGCUGCUCACCAAAAGCUGCCAGAUCCUCUACGGACACACAGAUACUGUCCUCUCAUUGGACGUGUUCAAAAAGGGCUCUCUCUUUGUGAGCUGUGCGAAGGACAGGUCGGUGCGUGUGUGGCAGAUGGACGGCGACAGCGGUCAGGUGCACUGUGUGGCUCAGGGCUCCAGCCACACUAACGCUGUUGGCUCCAUCACCUGCUCCAGGAUGAAAGCAUCUUUUAUAGUGUCUGGCAGUCAAGACUGUACCAUUAAGGUGUGGGAUCUACCUGCAGACUUGUCUGUGUCGGGAGAGGACGUACAUCAGCUGACCCCUCGCACCACAGAGAAGGCGCACGACAAGGAUGUGAACAGUGUGGCGGUGUCGCCCAAUGACAAGCUGCUGGCCUCAGGCUCCCAGGACCGCACCGCCAAGCUGUGGUCGCUGACGGGGGAGGGGACUGUGGGCCUGCUGGGGGUGUUUCGGGGCCACAGACGCGGCGUCUGGGCUGUCUGCUUCUCUCCUGUCGACCAGGUGCUGGCCACGUCCUCCGCAGACGGCGCCACCAAACUGUGGAGUCUGCAGGACUUCAGCUGCCUCAAGACAUUCGAGGGUCAUGAUGCAUCGGUUUUGAAGGUCAUCUUUGUGAGUCGAGGCACUCAGCUGCUCACCAGUGGCUCGGAUGGUUUAGUGAAGCUGUGGACCAUAAAGACCAACGAGUGCGUGAAAACGCUGGACGCCCACCAGGACAAAGUGUGGGGUCUCCACGCCAGCCGCAAGGAUGACAAGAUGGUGACGGGCUCUGCAGACUCUAACAUCGCCGUGUGGAUGGACGUGACUGAGGUGGAGCUGGCAGAGGAGCAGGCCAAACAGGAGGAUCAGAUACUCAAGCAGCAGGAGUUGUCAAACCUGCUGCAUGAGAAGAAAUACCUGAAGGCUCUGGGUCUCGCCAUCUCGCUGGACCAGCCUCACACCGUGCUCACUGUUAUCAAAGCAAUCCGUCAGGUGGACGAUGGCCACGAGCUGUUAGAGAAGACGGUACUGAAACUACGAGUGGAUCAGAAAGAGUCGCUCCUGCGCUAUUGUGCCGUGUGGAACACCAACGCCAGAAACUGUCAGGAUGCCCAAGCCGUCCUCCAGGUUCUCCUCACACAUGUGCCUCCUGAGGAGCUGCUGCAGUAUCAGGGCGCCCGAGCCCACCUCGAGGGACUCAUCCCGUACACAGAGAGACACAUGCAGAGGAUCGGCAAACUGCUACAGGCGUCUAUGUUCUUGAACUACAUGUGGCAGAAGAUGAGAGUCGCCGGAGGACCAGCCAGCCUGGGUCAAGAUGAAGAAAUGGAUACCACUCCUCUUGCACAGCCUUUCUUUAUGAUUGACAAGGAGAAAGGAAUAGGCAGCGGCGGUGAGGAGAAAGAAGAGGAAGAUGACAGCGAUGGAGGACAAGAUGAAGAUCAAAAUUGCCCAGCUGAAGAUGAGGCGGAGGAGGUCAGCGCUACUAGGAAAGCUUCCGCCAAUGACGGGCGAGUAGAAAACGGAGAGAGCACCAAAACAAACGGCAACCACCACUCUGAAAGCGAGGAGAGUUCAGAUGAGGAAGAGGAGGAUCAAACAGUAAAAGUGGUGAAAUGUCUCCAAGUUUCUUCAGCUCCACAAUGCCAGACUUUCGCCAGCUGACAGGGAUCUCCAAGCUGAUGACAGAUGAGUCACUCCUGGAGAAAAAAAACCCCAGGAAGGGUCGUCUUAUCGCGGACCAUUAGCUGGACUGACACUGACAUUGUGGCAGUGCAGGAAGAGACCGAGAGACAGGUGUGGAGUGAUGAUGAUGAUAGAGAUAAAAGGCCUCUCUGUGCACUCCACGUCUCAGCAGCUCGCAAAGACUUUCUGUCGUGUGCCAGUAAGUUAAUCGUGCAUCAGUUCUUUCACAAAGAGUAGAAUUCAGAGAAACUUAACAGCCUGAUUUCAUCAAAGGUGGACAUUCAGGAGGAAAAGAGGAGAGACUGAAGGAGGUCAGAGCUGCAUUACCAUUCAGGCAUGGAGGAAGAGUGAUCCUCCCCCGCUGCAGAUACCAGCAGCUAUUGUCUGCUUCUGCAAUGUUGUGUAGUCCUGAUCUACCGGCUCGACUACAUCAAUACAAAAGGUUCCCUUAUACAACCAUAGAAUUUUUUUAUGUCAUUAUUACAAGUGUUUAUAAUUAAAAAAAUAUAUCUUC